This is a messenger RNA of Mercenaria mercenaria, 2948 nucleotides long. Its product is annotated as CDP-diacylglycerol--inositol 3-phosphatidyltransferase-like. Bases 152 to 799 code for a protein of 215 amino acids. Gene Ontology annotation, cellular component: Golgi apparatus; membrane. NCBI's taxonomy places the organism in Eukaryota, Metazoa, Mollusca, Bivalvia, Venerida, Veneridae. The record is from RefSeq and is a predicted model, not a curated record. Gene Ontology annotation, molecular function: CDP-diacylglycerol-inositol 3-phosphatidyltransferase activity. The transcript is spliced from 6 exons. Gene Ontology annotation, biological process: phosphatidylinositol biosynthetic process.
CUCAACCCGGAAGUCAAUUUUGUAAAUAAACAAAUGUCAUUUCUUUUCAUAGCAAAGUCCACGUUUUAAAAUCCAACCAGUUUACUCUGGAUGUCACGCCGUAUAAAUUUAGAAAAUCAGUAUUAGAUUUUUAUUUAAAGAUACAGUAAUCAUGGCGGAGAAUGUGUUUUUGUUUAUUCCAAAUAUUGUGGACUAUUUGCGAGUGGUUUUUGCAUUUGCAUCAUUCUACUAUAUGCCAAGUGACCCGUGGUUGGCCUCGAUAUUGUAUAUCGUAAGUGGGCUCCUUGAUGCUAUAGAUGGACACCUUGCCAGAACACUUAAUCAAGGUAGCAAGUUGGGUGCCAUGUUAGAUCAGCUGAUUGACAGAGCCACAACCAUGUGUCUGUGUGCAGCACUGUGCCAUUUCUACCCUAAAUACAUGCUGUUCUUCCAGGCUUCCAUGGCAAUAGAUAUAGUCAGUCACUGGUUUCAUAUACAGAGCACCUUAAUGACAGGAGGUGGAAGUCAUAAGGUCCUUGAUCUGUCGGCAAACCCUAUACUCCGACAUUACUAUCACAACAAGAUGAUCCUAUUUGUGAUGUGUUCAGCCAAUGAGUUGUUCUUCUGUAUGUUGUAUCUGUGCUAUUUCACGCAAGGACCAACAGUUUUAUUUGGACUUGGCUUGUGGAAGCUGAUUUUGUAUGUAUGCGCUCCGCUAUCAUUCAUAAAGACUGGGAUAAGUUUGAUUCAACUUGGGGCAGCCAUGUCUAAUAUCGCCAACUUGGACAUGGCAGAGAGGGAGAAAAUGAAAACCAAGUGAAGUAUGACAGAUUUCCAGAGUCUCUCGACUUUUCACAAAAAAUGGAAAGUGAUGAUAUUACAGUGAUGGAUUUUGUUGUUAGAUGUUGUUUUAGAUAGGUAAAAUAAGGUUCAAUAGUAUGGACGUGCAUUUAAUACUUUUAUUGAGAAAGUUUUAACUGAAGGAGAGUUUCACAAAACUGAAACACGUUGUGAAGUUUGCUUAAAUAGGUUUUUAAAAUGCAUUAAAACUGUUUUCAUAUGUCCCCGCAUUGGCGACAUAUAGUGUUUGAGCUGUCCUUACAGCCAUUUGUUCAUCCAUAAAUCCAUCUGUCAUAAUUUCUUGUUUAUUCAACUUCUACAGUUUGCAUCCAUUUGAAAUGAAGCCUUGUAUACUAUAUCAACUUGAAGUUGUCAUGCUUAUAUAAUCGGGACGUUGAUGCUCAAUAAUAUUUUUGUUUCCUUUUGACUUUGAUAUGAGCCGCGCCAUGAGAAAACCAACAUAGUGGCUUUGCGACCAGCAUGGAUCCAGACCAGCCUGCGCAUCCGCGCAGUCUGGUCAGGAUCCUUGCUGUUCGCUUUCAAAGCCUAUUGCAAUUGGAGAAACUGUUAGCGAACAGCAUGGGUCCUGACCAGACUGCGCGGAUGCGCAGGCUGGUCUGGAACCAUGCUGGUCGCAAAGCCACUAUGUUGGUUUUCUCAUGGCACGGCUCAUAUAUUUUAACAAACUUCCUUUAUGAACUCUCUAAAUGCAUUAUAGGCCAGACCUUAAAUUUUAUCUUAGUGCUGUUUGGCUAGGUUUUAGAAUUUUAAAUAUUGGUAAUGGGCCUUUAGUGACUGUCAAGAAUUUUCAUGCAAUAACGUAUCCUUUAUAUGUCAUUUCCCUCGGUCAUAACAGAAAGUUUUUAACUUAUUUUUCAUGACAGCCAGAGAAUGCCAAAAAACUUGCAGACAAUAUGUACACUUUGUAUGUUACCUUCAUUACAUAAAGAUUUUAUUAUUAUUAUUGUAUUAUUAUAAAUGAACAGAAAUAACCGAUUAUCAUUACAAGUCCAUAACCUUAAAAAAGACAGAUUUCAAAAUAAUCUCAAAAUACAUCAGUGUUAAGCUUCCGGAGAAUUGGUGCUGUAUAUUUGGUAAUAUUUCACGUGGAUUUUAUUUUUGCUACUAUUUAUGAAAUCCCACUCCCUUAUUCAAAAUAUUAUUGAAAAUUAAUCUGAAUUCCACAGAUAAGAUUGCUAACCAUGAAGUUGCUAGAUAAAGCCUAAACGAACAGUUACUCAGACUACUACAUUAUUACAUACUCGUUUCUAUUCCCCAUUAUGUUACACUGUUACUGGAAAUGUCAAUAUUUUUCCAUACACUGACGCCUGAAUUUCAUAUCGGGUGCGUGACGUAAUUCAGUGUGUGUUGUUGCACUAUUUUUUUUCUGUUCAGUUCAGUAUUGUCAAUCCUAUUUAGGCUAUUGAACAUAUUUAUGAUAUUUACAUAAUAUUUAUACCGUAUGUGUAGAAGGGGCCUCUGUAGCCGAGUGGUUACGGUCGCUGACUUCAAAUCACUUGCCCCUUAUCGAUGUGGGUUCGGGCCUCACUAGGGGCGUUGAAUUCUUCAUGUGAGGAAGUCAUCCAGCUGGCUUACGGAAGGUCGGUGGUUCUACCCAGGUGCCCGCUCGUGAUGAAAUAAUGCAUGGAGGGGCACCUGGGAUCUUCCUCCAUCAUUAAAGCUGGAAAGUUGCCUUAUGACCUAUCUUGUGUCGGUGCGACUUUAAUCCAACAAAAAAAAAUUAUAUGUGUAGAUGCGUAUAUAAUAAAAGGUUAUUAUCUUUGCAUCGGGAAAUAUGCACUCGUUCUUCAGCGGAAGAAUAUUUCUCUCCUAAAGUCGCACAAUAUCUCCGCUGAAGAACUUGUGCAUAUUUCCCGAUACAAAGCUAAUAGCCUAUAAUUAUUAGAGAUUUUGAGAUUUUCGACUUGUCUGGUUUGGGUACAUUUAGCAAUUUUAUUUUAUUAAACAUUACGGAUUUUGUUGCUUUUUAUACACCCAUUUUGAAAAAAAUGGGACGUAUUAUGUGUUGGCUCUAAUUCUCUAGCUUGUAGGUUUAGCAUAUUCUUUUUUAUAACUAAUCUGUUAUAUCCAGUUUUAGGUUCAUUUUUAGCUCAUCUGAUUUUUUGAAA